Messenger RNA from Penaeus chinensis, 374 nucleotides. RefSeq lists its product as uncharacterized. The record is from RefSeq and is a predicted model, not a curated record. Lineage: Eukaryota; Metazoa; Arthropoda; Malacostraca; Decapoda; Penaeidae. The coding region runs from base 63 to 374 and encodes 103 amino acids. The transcript has 4 exons.
CUUUCUCAUCCUCAUCGUCGUCAUCUUUAUCAUCGUUGCGGCCAUUAUUCUGUACUUUAACUAUGUUGCCAUCGAGGAGGUGUCUGUUUUACCGACAGAAAAGGACCAAGGAGGCUGGUGCCAAGGCGUCGUGUGCCCUUACGGAGAGUGCCAGCGCGGGCAGUGUGUAUGCCCGAGUGGAUGCCGCAGCGACCGACCUGUGUGUGGCAGUGACGCCGCGACCUAUGCCUCCAAGUGCCACUUACUGCGCCAUGUCUGCACUUCCGGGGCCAACGUCACGCUGGCGCACGCGGGUCCUUGUCAAACUUAUUGUGGUCGCCUCGCUCGGCAACCUUGCCCCCCACCAAGAAAAAGCUGAAAUGACGCCCUGCUGA